This is a messenger RNA of Callorhinchus milii (elephant shark), 1817 nucleotides long. It is a transcript of the gene sh3bgrl2, whose product is annotated as SH3 domain binding glutamate-rich protein like 2. The record is from RefSeq and is a predicted model, not a curated record. The coding region runs from base 234 to 560 and encodes 108 amino acids. Lineage: Eukaryota; Metazoa; Chordata; Chondrichthyes; Chimaeriformes; Callorhinchidae. Gene Ontology annotation, cellular component: cytoplasm. The transcript is spliced from 4 exons.
GCAGUGCGGUGCGGUGCGGUGCAGCAGUGAACGGGCGAAUGCUUUGACUCCCAUCUGGGGAGGCGGAGGUGCUGCUGGUAAUGAGACUGGGGACCGUGUCUUUAUUUAUUGCAAAGUGUGCGUGGUAUGUACUCCUAAACAGCGGACCCGCAGCUCAGCGCUCCCUCUGCUCGGAAGGCUCGGAGUGACCAGCAUCACGUUACCGCCUGGGCUUGUAUUUUGUUGGGAGGAAGAUGGUCAUUCGGGUAUUCAUCGCCUCCUCUUCUGCCUCUGUGAUGAUCAAGAAGCGACAACAUGAUGUGGUGGGAUUCUUGGAAUCCAACAAGAUUGAAUUUGAAGAGAUUGACAUCACAAUGUCAGAAGACCAGAGGCGAUGGAUGUACAACAAUAUCCCACAGGAGAAGCAACCUGCUGUUGGAAAUCCGCUCCCACCUCAGAUAUUCAACAAUGAUACAUAUUGUGGAGAUUACGAUGCUUUCUUUGAGUCAAAAGAAAACAAUUCCGUCUCUACGUUUCUUGGUUUGAAAUCCAGACCCAUGUCACAGGAGUCUGAACCAUAGUUCCUAGAAGACACACCUAGAUUGAAUGCAAUCAAAAUCAUUUUGCCUCGUGCAGAGCUGGCUCUAAACUUGGCUAUUCAUUGUCAAAACAAUUCAGAGGAUCAGCAUAAAUAAAAGUGUGUUCUGUCGCCAAGCAUUGCUUUCUAUCCUGGCUUGUUACAGUAGAUGAUAUUGAAGGAAAAAUGGCAUUGGUCAUGUCAACUAGACGGGAACAGUCAAGUUAGUUUGUUGUUAACUGGGGUUGGUUGUGUUUGCUUUUUGCCAUCUUGCCUUAUUAAAUGUUUAGCUCACCUGAGCAGUAUUGUAUCUCUGAGCAUCUCUGUGCUGUCCUUACUGACAUGUGAACUGUUAUGCUAUUCAUUGAGGAGACACUCCCUUGAUUUAAAAUCAGUAAAAUACCGUAAACAUGUGGAGAAAUGGGUUGGGGAAGUCAUCUUACAACCUUUCUUCUUAAAGUGUUGAUAGUUGUAGGUUUAAUCCCACUUACUAAACCAGUAUUCCCGUAGAUCUCUUCAUUGGAGAAAACGUAUCACUGAGUCAUGUUAAUAAAUACAUGUUGUAAGAAUUGUGGUGCAAUCAAGUGACUAAUAUUAGGGCAAUAUAGCAUGUGUUUCUAAAACAUUUUUCUUCAAUUUAAGAAUAUCCUGUUAGAGUAUUCCCAAAACCAUUUAGAUAUCUACAUGUCUUAUCCUACAAUUACUCACAUUUCCUAUUCAUUUCUACAGAGGGUGGUGUUCCUGAGAGCAGGCAAAGUGAACUUAAUGCAGGUGGCAAAUAGUUACAGAAACAGGUAAUUUCCACUGCUGUUGAUAAGUCCACAAGCUUAAUAUUGUAGGAUGCAGGCACAUCAACACUUGAAACGAUAACUGUUGUUGGGAUAAAAGGUAGGAAAAGAAAUGCAACAAAGUGGUGAAGGACUGACUAAAUUUUGUUUGAUUUUUGUUAAUGUAAUAUUGAAACAUGAGCUUCCUGCCCUCUACUAAAACUUUUGUUAAAAUGUCUCUGGUAUCCCUGCCACACUGAAAAUCUCCACUACCAGCCUUGUGCAGGCCGAGAAGCAGAUUGGAAAAGUCAGCAGUGUAGGUGUGAGGGUUGUUCUGACAAUUGUCACAGCUAUGGACUAAAUCAGGACCAGGCAGCAAUUGUACUGCCUUGCAUUGUUUUAUGGAUGACCAGGUUCCACCAAUAGUAGCAGUAAGGCACCACCACCUGGGUGAGCACCAAAUGCAAAAUGGCUUACUUUGUGAAGACCAGGAA